GCGUUGUUAGGGUUGGGGUUAUCCUAGUAUUCUAAUUUCGAACAGGUUACAGCCUUAUUCAGGAAAACCCUAUCCCUGACCUCGCGCAGAAACGCACUCUAGCAGUCCCAGAUCUGCCAAAUCGAUUCCGAGUGGAAUUUCGCCAAGCUUGCUCUGGAUUUCCGGUUUUGUGCCCCAUUUCUUUGCCCCUCAAACCUACAAACGCAGUGUUCCUCUGUUUUAUUAACUUAUUGAGGAGAGAGUUGUAGCAGCAUGGGUAUCCGAGGCCGAACUGAUGGUGAUCGCCUGAGAACAGUCUGGACCCCCGAAAUGGAUCGAUAUUUCAUUGAUCUCAUGUUAGAGCAAGUUUGCAAAGGAAAUAAAUUUGAUGAUCAUUUAUUUAGCAAGCGAGCAUGGAAGCAUAUGACAUCCUUGUUUGAUGCCAAGUUCAAGUUUCCAUAUGAAAAAGAUGUUCUGAAAAAUCGGCACAAAACACUAAGGAACUUGUACAAGGCUGUAAGGAAUCUCCUUGAUCAGAGGGGCUUCAGUUGGGAUGAAAUGCGACAAAUGGUGACUGCUGAUAAUAAUGUCUGGGAUGAAUAUAUCAAGGUACACCCAGAUGCACGGUCAUUCAGAAUAAAAACCAUCCCUUAUUAUCAUGAUUUGUGUUCAAUAUACGGUGACACAGCCAUGGAAGAGAGAAGUGAUAAUAUUCCCGAGGAGUCAUCACAUUCAGGUGAGAAUGGUACAACUGCAGCCACACAGCCAAGGAGAGUUAGUCAGGGAACUGCUGAGACUCUUCAGGAUAUCAUGGUUGGUGAAGAUUAUGGAGUCACUGUGCCAGCAAAGUCUUUUGAUGAUGUGGAGCAUGCUAUGACAAGUGUUCCUGGAAUCACCACGAAUAGUCGCUCCAGAACUUACUGGCAGCCACCCAUGGACCGUUAUUUCAUUGAACUUAUGCAAGAACAGGUGCGGAAAGGCAGCAGGAUAGAUGGUGUUUUCCGUAAACAAGCAUGGAUGGAGAUGAUUGCCUCAUUCAAUGCAAAGUUUGGCUUUAACUAUGAUAUGGAUGUUCUUAAAAAUCGACACAAAACUCUGAAAAGGCAAUAUAAUGUUAUAAAGAAUCUACUUGAAUUGGAUGGGUUUAUCUGGGAUGAUGCGCGCCAAAUGGUGACUGCUGAUGAUUAUGUUUGGCAAGAUUAUAUUAAGGAACAUACUGAUGCACGGCAGUUCAUGACCCGGCCUGUCCCAUAUUAUAAAGACUUGUGCAUGAUAUGUGAUCCAAGUGUUGACGAUAGAGAUUCCUAUUCAGGUGAAGAUGUGGAGCAAGAAAAUCAAGUUGAAGGCGCCAAGUUGUGUGGAGCAUUAACUAGUUUUCUGUCUCCAUCUACAUCGGUUUCCACUGAAGAUGAAGAUGGUGAUGUGCAGGAGUCAACCCCUAUGUGCCAGAAGAAAAGGCGUCGACUAGAAAACUGCCCAAAUGAGGCUCAUCCAAAAAGAUCACGAGAAGAAGAUGGUGGCAUGGCUAGUGCUCUUCGUGAGAUGGCAUCUGCGGUAUCUUCGUUAUCAGAGAAGAAGAGAAAUGAUGAGAAGUUGAACUCUGGGUCAAUAGAAAGUGUGGUUGAAGCAGUACAAGCAUUACCAGACAUGGACGAAGACCUUGUGUUAGAUGCAUGUGAUUUGCUAGAGGAUGAAAAGAAGGCAAAAACAUUCAUGGCAUUGGAUGUUAAAUUACGAAAGAAGUGGUUGAUGAGGAAACUUAGACCACAGUAGGGUCUUUCCAAAGUUGUAUAUUUUUUGUCGAAUAGCAUAGAUUUUUUCUUUUAAUGGUAAAAAAAAAAGAGAGCAUAGAAAUGGAAAGGAAAAUUAACA
This is a messenger RNA of Prunus mume (Japanese apricot), 1851 nucleotides long. Its product is annotated as Myb/SANT-like DNA-binding domain protein. NCBI's taxonomy places the organism in Eukaryota, Viridiplantae, Streptophyta, Magnoliopsida, Rosales, Rosaceae. The record is from RefSeq and is a predicted model, not a curated record.